UUCAGAAGUUCGUCAUGCAGUUCAAAAAAAACAUGAUUAUAAAGAAGUUUUUAAUCUUGCUCAAAAGGCAGUUAGGUUUGCAGUUGAAAAAGAUAGAGAUUCUUUUUGUUAUCUUAAGAAAAGCCUUAAUAAUUGGUUUGCUGAAGAACAGAAACUUUCCUAUACAAAUAAUGAUGAGAUAAAAAAUUCUAAUCCUGAUUAA
Racocetra persica is the source of this 202-nucleotide messenger RNA. NCBI's taxonomy places the organism in Eukaryota, Fungi, Glomeromycota, Glomeromycetes, Diversisporales, Gigasporaceae. The record is from the annotation of a GenBank genome assembly.